Messenger RNA from Caenorhabditis angaria, 6144 nucleotides. The record is from the annotation of a GenBank genome assembly. Lineage: Eukaryota; Metazoa; Nematoda; Chromadorea; Rhabditida; Rhabditidae.
AUGAGUAUUCUUUCGGAGAUUUUGAGUACUGUGAGUUGUUUUUGGAGGAAAAUGGGGGGAAUUUGAAAAAUUUAACUGGAAAAUUUGAAUGUUCGCGCCAAUUGGUGUCAAAAAAACCCAAAUUCUCGCGCUAAAAAGCUCUUGGACAUCGACUAAAUGAAAUUUUCAGGUUUUUUAAGCAAAUGAGUUGAAAUAUUGGGUUUUAAUGUUAUUCAUAUGAUAGAAUGGUCUAAGACGAAGAGAAUGAUAUAAAUUUUGAUGAAUUUAGGUUAUCCUUAAGUGAUUUAGCGGCUUAUUGACUAAAUAUUUAGUCGAUAAGGCCGCUAAAUCACUUACGGACAACCUAAACUCAUCAAAAUUUAUAUCAUUUUGUUCGUCUUAGACCAUUCUAUCAUAUGAAUAACAUUAAAACCCAAUAUUUCAACUCAUUUGCUUAAAAAACCUGAAAAUGACAUUUAUGCCCGCCGCGAUGCGUGUGCGUUGCGGUUUUUAGUUUUUUAGCCCCAAAAUUUGGAGAUUUUUGAUACCAAGUGAGCCCAGGCGCAAAAUUUUGAGGUUUUUUGAUACCAAUUGGCGCCAAAAUUCAAAUUUUCACUGAAAUUAGGCUUAUUCGGUGUCAAAAAAAACAAAAUUUUGUCCAUGAAGCUUAUUUUCAUCAGAAAUUACUCCAGAAACUUGAAAAAUAUCGGUUUGUCAUCAUUUUUGGCUGAAAAACCUUGAAAAACUAAUUUUGACCGACAUUUUUUGACUUUUCGUGAAAAAAAAAUUGUUCGUUCGUGAAUCAGCCCUAAAAUAUUAUUUAAAAUUUUCCACGCGCUCCACCGAAAUAAACACGCAACGCAGACCGCGCCGCACCACAACACACACACAAAAAGGGAGGGAAUUUGAAUCGUUCCCUUGUGUUGUGGCGCGGCGCGGUGUGCGUUGCGUGUUUAUUUCGGUGGAGCGCAAAAAAAACAAAAAUUCUUUCCUCAGGGUCAUGUCGAUCAAGAACUGCUCGACGCGCUCGACGACGAGCAAAAACAAUUGCUCUUCUGUCAAAUGCGAGCCGAACAAGUCCGGAAAUGGGAGCUCUCCGAGCUCGAAUUCGAGCGCAGCGGCCAAGCCGUCAAAGACAUGACGAAACGUCGUGUAAAAUGGCGUGUGGGAAUCGACGGGGAGGUUUGGGUUUGGGUGAUGGGCGCACAUGAGAAGGAUAAGACUAUUGAGGAGAUUUUGGAUGAGGAGAAUCGGGAGAAGGCCCAUGAAUUGGCCAUGAGAGAAUUGCAUUCUCUUGGGCCUAGUAUAAAUGGGCCUGGGCCCGAAAGUACUACAGAUUCGGACGAGGAAACAUUGAUGGCACAACUGGAAAGAUUGAAAGUUGGAUCUGCACCACCACAAAUCAACACAGAUUUCGAAAGUAUUUAUGACUAUGACACGGGACCUCCGCCCCUCUUAUUAUUCCAACCUAAUGGGUUUCAUAGUCAGACUUCUCCAUCAGCAUCUUCAGCGUCGUCGGGUUCAGUGACGGUCACAAGUUUCUCGACACCGCAACCGCAGAAGGCGCAAUUUUAUCGAGGCGAAAAACCGGCAUUGAUGCCGAAGCCGCAGGGAUAUUUUGCGCAGUUUUCGGGGAAAUCGACGGGAGAAACGCCGAUUUUGAAUGGGGCGGAGUCGCUUGUUAUUAAUGGUACGGGAAAAUUCCGGAUUUUACAUUGAUUUUCACGAAAAUCUGAAAUUAUAGCGAUGUUCAGAAGGCUAGAUUUCAUAAAUCUCCACGCGCUCCAGCGAAAUAAACACGCAACGCAGACCGCGUCGCGCCACAACACACACAAAGGGAGGGAAUUUGAAUCGUUCCCUUGUGUUGUGACGCGACGCGGUCUGCGUUGCGUGUUUAUUUCGGUGGAGCGCGUGGAGAUUUAUGAAAUCUAACCUUCUGAACAACCCUGUGAUAGCGGAUUUUGAUGAAAAUCAUUUUUAGCCUUGACAAAUCUAGAUUUUGGGAGGCUGAAAAUGAUUUUCAUGGGAAUCUGAGUGUUCAGAAGGUUCGAUUACAUAAUUAUGGAAAUUCGUGCGAAAAUCCGAGACAAAUCUAGAUUUUAGAAGGCUGAAAUUGAUUUUCAUCAAAAUCUGAUAUUUUUGCGAUGUUCAGGAGGCUUGGUUACAAGUUCGAGCCAUUUCUCAAGAAAAUUUCGAAAUCUGCAACCUGUUUUCUUGAAAAAUUUCACGAACUUGUAACCAAGCCUCCUGAACAACGCUAUAAUUUCAGAUUUUGAUGAAAAUCACUUUCAGCCUUCUAAAAUCUAGAUUUUUCUCAGAUUUUUGCACGAAGUUCCAUACGAACCUUCUGAACAUCGCUAUGAAAUCAGAAUUUCAUGAAAAUCAUUUUUAGCCUUGACAAAUCUAGAUUUUGGAAGGCUGAAAGUGAUUUUCAUCAAAAUCUGAUAUCAUAGGGUUGUUCAGAAGGUUAGAUUUCAUAAGUCUAUCAAAUCUUACCUCCUGAACAACCCUAUGAUAUCAGAAAUCAUUUUUUGCCACGUCAUAACUCAUAUUCAGGUGUUCGAAUGCGACCGAAACCACCCCAAAAACCCACAAAUUAUGCGGAAGACGAAGAGGAAGAAGUUCAAAAACGAGAAUCGGAAAUCUUCCAGACACUUUCGGAGCGGCGAGAAAAACUGCAAAAAGAGGCGGAAGCGGAAGAGGAGCGGAGAAAAGUGGAAUGGGAGGAAUUGCGUAGGUUUUUUUUCGGGGUUUUCGGGGAAAAAUGCAUGAUUUUUCAAUCAAAAACCUGAGAUUUUCAGCUCCCAGGACUGAAAAAUGCUGAAAAUCUCGAAAAUUUGAGUAGAAAACUUGGAUUUUCAGCUCCGCGGCCUGAAAAAAAAUUCGAAGGAUUAGAAAUUUCAAUAUGCAAAACCUAGUCCCUCUGUUUUAUAAGUCAAAAUUCAGAGGGACGAGGUUUUCUGAUUUUUCGGUCAAAACCCAGGAUUUUUAGCUCCCAGAGUUGAAAAAUGCUGAAAAUCCAGGUUUUUGACUGAGAAAUCAGAAUUUUAAUCAUUUUUCAACUCUGGGAGCUGAAAAUCCAGGUUUUUCACUCAAAUUUUGAGAUUUUUAGCUCCCAGAGUUGAAAAAAUGCUGAAAAUCUCAAAAUUUCGGUUAAAAACCUGGAUUUUUGAGUUGAAAAAAUGCUGAAAAUCUCAAAAUUUCGGUUAAAAACCCGGAUUUUCAGCUCCCAGAGUUGAAAAAUGCUGAAAAAUUGUUUGAAUCCAGGUUUUUCACUCAAAUUUUGAGAUUUUCAGCAUUUUUUCGAUCUGGAAGCUGAAAAUCCAGGUUUUUGAUUGAAAAUUCAGCAUUUUCAGCAUAUUUCAACUCUGGGAGCUGAAAAUCCAGGUUUUUUACUCAAAUUUUGAGAUUUUCAGCAUUUUUCAACUCUGGGAGCUGAAAAUCCAGUUUUUUUUACUCAAAUUUUACAGAUUUUCAGCAUUUUUCAACUCUGGGAGCUGAAAAUCCAGGUUUUUAACUCAAAUUUUGAGAUUUUCAGCAUUUUUUAGGCCUCGGAGCUGAAAAUCCCGGGUUCUUACAGAAAAAUCAAAAUUUUCAGCAUUUUUUUGUCCUGGGAGCUGAAAAUCCAGGUUUUUGACUGAAAAAUCAGCAAAACCUCGUCCCUCUAACAAUAAAUGUUGGCUUAUAAAACAGAGGGACGAGGUUUUGCAAAUCGAAAUUUCUAGUCCCUCGAGCUUUUUUUCUUCGAUUUCUGAGUUGUUUUAAUGGAAAAUCGAAAUUUUCUGCAUUUUUUAGGCCGCGGAGCUGAAAAUCCAGGUUUUUCAGUCAAAUUUUGAGAUUUUCAGCGUUCUUUAGGUCGCGGAGCUAAAAAUUCAGGUUUUUGACCGAAAUUUUCAGCAUUUUCAAGGCCGCGGACUAGGUUUCGCAUGAUGCAAUUCCUAGUCCCUCACCAAUUUUUUUUCAAAAAAUCAAUAUUUUUUUUUGCAGAGCGAAAAGCGCGUGAAGCCGAAAAUGCGCAACGUGAAUUGGCUCAAAAAGCACGUGAAAGACAUCAGCAAUUGGUUCGGACAAGUACAAGUAUUCUACCAGCGCUCAAGGAUAAAAAUGCGACGAGUUUAAGAGAAGCCAUGUGAGUUUCAGCCAUUUUUCUUUCAUUUUUCUGAAAAAAAAUCAAUUUUUCUUUUAGUAAAAAUUUGCCACGUCCACCAAAACCCAAAUCACGAGAAGCGAUUGUUGAAUGGUUCAAAAGGGACGAGUUGCCACGUGGCACGGGUCUCGACCCGAAAACACAUGCGCCGGCUCCCUGGUUUCAUGGAAUUAUAUCGAGAGAGCAGGCGGAGGUGUUGCUGAUGAAUAAACCUACGGGAUCGUUUUUGGUUCGCGUUUCGGAGAGGAUUUGGGGGUAAGAGACGCAGAGGGAGAGAGGGGGAGAGGGGGGAAGAGACGCAGAGGGAGAGAGAAAGAGGGGGAGAGAGAGAGAGACGCAGGGGGAGAGAGAGAGAGAGACGCAGAGAAAGAGAGAAUGAGAGAGAGAGAGAGAUAGAAAGGGAGAGAGGGGGCGCAGACAAAGAGACAGAGAGAGAGAGAAAGAGAGAGAGGGGAGAGAACCAGACAGAGAGAGACGCAGAGUUUUUUUUAAAAAUCAUUGAAAUUGCUCAUAUUAGAAAAUUUGGAAUUUUUAAACUAUUUUAUUAUUGAAAAUUGCACUGUUUCAAAAUUCUGAGUUUUUUCAAAGGUUCAUAUGCAUUGCUCAUAUUAAAGAUUCAACUAAAUAUAAGAUUUACCCAAAUUUGCCACGUCAUAACGCAAUUUUCAUUGCUCAUAUUAGGAAAUUCGAGAAAAACUGGAAUUUUGAACAAAGAUUUUUUUGGUUUGGAGAAAAAUCAAUUCAUGAAAAGCCAUUUUAAAUGAAAUUCGAAAAAACGUUGUAUUUAGGUCAAAAUUUUAGUUUUUCAGCCAAAAAUGACGAGAAAUCGAGAUUUUUUGAAGCUUCUGAUGUGAUUUCUGAUGAAAAUGAGCUUCUGAAAGUCGAUUUGUCAUCAUUUUUGACUGAAAUCACCUUGAAAAAUUAAUUUUUCUCCUAUUUUUUCCACACAAAAAUGAAAAAAAUAGGAAAAUCUAGAGUUUCAGCCCAGGUUUUUUUUCAAAUUUUGUUUUUUUCGCAGAUACACUGUCUCAUACGCAUCAAAAGAUGGAACCUACAAACAUUUUUUGGUGGAAAAAAUCCCCGAAGGUUAUCAAUUUUUGGGAACCAAUCAAGUUGUUCACGAUCAAUUGUAUGAUCUUGUAUUAUAUCAUGAAGUGAGUGUUGUUGUUUUUGGGAGGAUCUUGAAAAUUUUGAAAUUUGGAAAAUGCCACGUGGAUUUUUGGUGCGAAAUUAUGAAAAUUCAAAAUUUUUGAGGUGAAAAAUUUGUUCGCGACCUUUUUCCACGUAGAUUUUUGACGCCAAAAUUCUCAUUUUCAAAAUUUGAAGCGAUUUUUUGGCGCCAAAAUCAGUCAUAAAAAUUCCACGUGGCUAAAUUACAGCUUAACAUGAGCAAUGGGUUUUUAACUGUUAAAAUGAGCAAUUUUGCCACGUGGCAGCCAUAAUUUAAUAUGAGCAAUGGUGCUCGUGGCAGCCAAUAUGAGCAAUGAUGCUCUUUUUUUCUCAAAUCCACGUGGAUUUUGAAAAUUAAUUGAAAAUUCAAAAUUUCCUGGAAGCCUCAAAUUUGUUCAAUAAAUUUUCCACGUGGAUUUUUCGGAGCUUUUUUCUAAAUCGCAGAUAAAAAACCAUUGCUCAUGUGAAACUAUAUUUUAGCUUGAAAAAGAGCAUAAUUGCUCAUAUUAAAUUAUGGUUGCCACGUGGCAAAAUUGCUCAUUUUAAGCUUUUAAAAAAUUUAAAAAUUCUUCGAAAAUUUUUGAAAUUUCUGAAAAUUUUUUAAAAUUUCACAAAAAAAAAUUUUGCAGACAGCUCCAAUAACUGCAAAAGGCGGUGAAGUGCUAAAAUGGUCAGUUGGACAAAUCACUCGCCCUGCAGAUUAUCACGAGCUUUUAAUCGACACAAAUAAUUUAGCAGCUCAAAACCGAAGUUAUAUCAAUUCAAAUGGAUCAAUAGUUCGAACAAUUCCAACUCGAUUAAUCAAUGGAACUUCAACUUCAACAAAUUUGAGCAUCGGACGAUUUUAG